AUGUCCUCUGAAGGAUUUCGUUUCUCCUUUGCGGAUAAUGAGACGGAGGAAGUAGUACCAGGUAAUACCGAUAUUUCCAUCUCGAUGGAAACAGAAACUGCGUUAUUACCAUUAUGGAAAUUUCCUGCUUUUACAUUAUCGGAUCACCUUUUAGCAGAGUGGGCGGCGCAAUAUCCAAAUAAUCCAAAUCACCGAAUGGAACUUGUUUCGGAUGGAGUAGUAAACUUUCCACCAUUACUCUAUCAACGUGCCCCUCAUGUUUCUCAACUAACCGCUGGAAAUGGUCAAGAAGAACGGGAUAUCGUACCAGGUCGAUAUUAUGGGGGUUUAAAGGUAUGGUCAUGUGCUCCCUACCUUGUGGAGUAUAUAUUUGCUAAUCGUGAGAUAUUUCAAAAACUUUUCUUAACAGAUGAUAAACUUUGUAAUAGCGCAUCAGAGGAACAGAAUGGUGAAAAUGCUUUGGGUGAAUCUAUUGUUGCGGAAGUUGGUUGUGGACAAGGUCUUCCUGGUAUUGCUGCACUUCUUUUGGGAGCUCGACGAGUAGUUUUUCAAGAUUAUAAUGAGGAAGUACUUGAGCUUUGUGUAAAGCCGAAUAUAGGUGUGAAUUUGUUGCGUCAUACAUCAGGAUUGGAAUUGUGUAAGAAGCAUUCAUUACCACUACCUAUUAUGGUGCAUAUGGUAUCUGGUGAUUGGAAUUCUCUACAGUGGGAGAACUGCGUUAAUAAUAAUAAUAAUAAUAAUAAUAAUAAUAAUAGAGAAGGGAACACACAUGAAUAUCGCUGUAAAGUGGUACUAGGGAGUGAUGUCACCUUUGAUGAAGAGGCGUGUGAGAAACUUGCCGCAAUGUUAAAACGUUGCCUCUCUCCUGAAAAUGGAGUAGCAUAUAUUGCGAGUAAACAGUAUUAUUUUGGUACAAAUGGUGGGGUACUUGAGUUUCAGAGACGUGCUGAAGCUCAUGGACUUGAGGUGACUGAAGUUAGUCGUAAAGAAACUGUUGGAGAAAUGCAACGAUCCAUUGUGCAAGUGAGGAAACGAUGUUAA
Messenger RNA from Trypanosoma theileri, 1041 nucleotides. RefSeq lists its product as uncharacterized. The record is from RefSeq and is a predicted model, not a curated record. NCBI's taxonomy places the organism in Eukaryota, Euglenozoa, Kinetoplastea, Trypanosomatida, Trypanosomatidae. The transcript has a single exon. Bases 1 to 1041 code for a protein of 346 amino acids.